UAAACACUGGCUACCAGAAAUUACUAACCCCACCUUUAAGAGUCUUAUGCUCUACCAACUGAGCUAACCGUACUUGUCUUGUACCAAGCAAUUAUUGGGGUCACAUGUAGGUUUUCCCCGCCAACUUCGCGAAGUCCCUCCGUCCGGCGAUUCGACAUGCGCUAGGACCCGGCCGCUGCAGCACCGAGGCUUAUCGCUGUCGAUGUGCGGUGAUCCGGGACCAGACCGAUCGAGUCCAUGUAAGCUAGCCUAGCGUCACCAACAACACAACGCCCGCGAAACACGCUCAUUUUCACACGGCUCUAUCCACAGCAAACUCUCGCAGAGGCGUUUCCCCCGUCUUUCGCUCGAUAACAGCCGGGUUUGAAGCUGAAGGACAAAGUGGAGGCCGUUAUUUGGUGUAAAAGGGUGUAGAUCUGUACGCCUACAGAGAGAGAGAGAGGCUCCAGACAGACAAGAUGGAGUGCCAGUGGAAACCCGACGAGCAGGGACUUCAGCAGAUCUUACAGCUGCUCAAGGAAUCACAGUCCCCCGACACGUCCACGCAACGAUCCGUCCAACAAAAACUUGAGCAGCUGAAUCAAUACCCAGACUUCAACAACUAUCUAAUAUUUGUGCUCACAAAGCUAAAGACAGAAGAUGAACCCACUCGGUCUCUCAGUGGUCUCAUUUUGAAGAACAACGUUAAGUCCCAUUACCAGAACUUCCCAAACGGCGUGUCUGACUUCAUCAAAAAUGAGUGUCUGCAGAACAUUGGAGACUCCUCACCGCUCAUAAGAGCCACAGUGGGUAUUCUGAUCACGACUAUAGCCUCUAAAGGGGAGUUACAGAACUGGCCGGAGCUUCUACCUAAACUCUGUUUACUGCUGGACUCAGAGGACUAUAACACUUGUGAAGGGGCUUUUGGAGCCCUGCAAAAGAUCUGUGAGGACUCUGCUGAGAUCCUGGACAGUGACAUGCUGGACCGCCCACUCAACGUGAUGAUCCCCAAGUUCCUGCAGUUCUUCAAGCACAAUAGCCCCAAAAUUAGGUCUCAUGCCAUUGCCUGUGUCAACCAGUUCAUCAUCAGCAGAACACAGGCCCUGAUGCUGCACAUAGAUCCUUUCAUUGAGAACCUGUUUGCACUGGCAGGUGACGAGGAGCCCGAAGUGAGGAAGAAUGUGUGCAGAGCUUUAGUCAUGCUUUUAGAAGUCAGAUUAGACCGUCUCCUUCCUCACAUGCACAACAUCAUCGAGUACAUGUUGCAGAGGACACAAGAUCAGGAUGAAAAUGUUGCUCUGGAGGCCUGUGAAUUCUGGCUCACACUCGCUGAGCAGCCUGUGUGUAAGGAGGUUCUGUCUGGACACCUGCCCAAAUUGAUACCAGUUCUUGUGAAUGGAAUGAAAUACUCUGAGAUUGACAUAAUCCUGUUGAAGGGUUAAGUAGAACAAAACAAACCAAUACAACAAAACGAGCAGGACAUUCGGCCAAGGUUCCAUCGCUCCCGCACUGUGGCCCAACAACACGAGGGGGGAGACUCCAUUGAGGAAGAGGAGGAUGAUGAAGAUGAUCUGGAUGAUGAUGAAACCAUCUCAGAUUGGAACUUGAGGAAAUGUUCUGCAGCUGCACUAGAUGUCCUGGCGAAUGUUUUCAGAGAUGAUUUGCUGUUGCAUAUUCUUCCUUUACUGAAAGAACUGCUGUUCCAUCAAGAGUGGCUUAUUAAAGAGUCAGGCAUACUUGUACUGGGAGCCAUUGCUGAAGGCUGUAUGCAGGGGAUGAUUCCUUACUUGCCAGAGUUGAUUCCUCAUCUGGUACAGUGUCUGUCUGAUAAGAAGGCACUGGUUCGAUCCAUCACUUGCUGGACUCUGAGCCGCUACGCACACUGGGUUGUUAGCCAGCCCCCCGACAUCUACCUCAAACCGCUCAUGACUGAACUACUCAAACGGAUACUAGACAGCAACAAGCGUGUCCAAGAGGCCGCCUGCAGUGCCUUUGCUACCCUUGAAGAGGAGGCUUGCACUGAGCUGGUGCCAUACCUUGCUUUUAUUCUGGACACGUUGGUCUUUGCUUUCAGUAAAUACCAGCACAAGAACCUUCUCAUCCUCUAUGAUGCCAUUGGGACUCUGGCUGACUCUGUUGGCCAUCAUCUCAACAAACCAGAAUAUAUUCAGAUGCUGAUGCCUCCAUUGAUUCAAAAAUGGAACCAGCUAAAAGAUGAAGAUAAGGAUCUCUUUCCCUUACUGGAGUGUCUCUCGUCUGUGGCCACCGCCCUGCAGAGUGGCUUCCUGCCAUACUGUGAACCUGUCUACCAGCGCUGUGUCAACCUGGUCCAGAAAACACUCGCCCAGGCUGUGCUCCACCAGAGUCAGCCUGAGUUUUAUGAAGCUCCUGAUAAAGAUUUCAUGAUUGUGGCUCUGGAUCUGCUCAGCGGGUUAGCGGAGGGUCUUGGAGGGAACAUUGAACAGCUAGUUGCCCGUAGCAACAUUCUCACUCUCAUGUACCAGUGCAUGCAGGAUAAAAUGCCAGAGGUUCGGCAGAGUUCUUUUGCUCUGUUGGGAGAUCUGACCAAAGCCUGCUUCCAGCAUGUCAAACCUUGCAUUGCAAACUUCAUGCCUAUCUUAGGCACAAACCUGAAUCCAGAAUUGAUAUCAGUCUGCAACAAUGCAACAUGGGCCAUUGGAGAAAUAUCCAUUCAAAUGGGUUCUGAGAUGCAGCCGUAUGUCCCGAUGGUUUUACAGCAGCUUGUGGAGAUUAUCAACCGACCCAACACACCCAAGACACUGCUGGAGAAUACAGCAAUAACAAUUGGUCGUCUUGGUUACGUUUGUCCUCAAGAGGUGGCACCCAUGCUACAGCAGUUUAUAAGACCCUGGUGCACCUCUCUUCGCAAUAUAAGAGACAAUGAAGAGAAAGACUCUGCGUUCAGAGGAAUCUGCACCAUGAUCACGGUCAACCCUGGUGGUGUGGUGCAGGACUUUAUAUUUUUCUGUGAUGCUGUUGCAUCCUGGAUGAACCCAAAAGAUGAUCUUCGAGAAAUGUUCUAUAAGAUCUUACAUGGGUUUAAGAACCAGGUUGGAGACGAGAAUUGGAGACGCUUUUCUGACCAGUUUCCCCUUGCACUCAAAGAGAGACUUGCAGCCUUCUAUGGGGUGUAGAUGUUACCUGAUUGAAGAGCUUAUUCACUAUGGGAGAGGAUGGGAACCUCUGAUACCCAGGGCAUAUGUUGCCCUUUACCUGGGGGGAAGGGUGGUCUAGCAGGGGUAGGAGCCAUACGGCCCACUGGACCCCUGUAGACAGGGUGGGAGGGAAGUGUUAGCUGAGGCACUAGUCGAUGACACCUUGCCAAGCCAAACCAAAAUAGAGAGGAAAGCUUUUUCAUCAUGUCAUCACAAUCAGCCAUGAGGGCAAUACAAAAUACAUUGUUAGCGUUCAUUCACUAGGGCACUUAAUGUAACGGGACAUCCAGUGGUUAAAAAAAACAAAAAACGGUGACACGAAUAUAAACUCUGUAGUGUUACAGUCCUGAUGUAGGAAAGUGCCUGGAGUUGAGCUCUGAAAGCUUCUAAAAAAACGGUUUUGUUUAUUUUCUGGAAUGUAGCAUUUAGUGGUGGGUGUGACGUAAAUCUCAACUGGACCCAAAGCAGAAGUCCUAUGCAUGGGGUGAUGCAGGGUACAGCUCGACUGCAUGAAAGUGUGCAGACCGUGUUUUGUGUGCCAGCUAUGCACAGCAGUAGACGGUAAGUAUUUAAAUGCUAAAAACGUACCAUAUUUUAGGGGCUCCGUCUAAAAGGCAACACAACAUAAGUCCUCUCAUAUCAUUGAUAGUUAAAUGGUUUUGAUCUUUGCCAUUUUUUUUUUGAUCAGCAGUGAUGCAAUGAUAAAGGAGUAAAAAUCUGAAUAACUGUAUUUUUACUUUUUUGUCUUGGUAAAUUAAGUUGGCAUACGCAAAGUGAAAGGGAAGACUACAUAUUAACGUAGUGUCUGCUCUAUCGCUCUGUACGAAGUUUUAAUGUCCCUGAGUCACACUUUCUGAUUUCCAGCGUGGCUUGACAUGGAUCCAAACUAGUGAACCCUAAACAAAUAUUUUGAUCACAUUUGAGACAUACAUCAGCGAUUUCUUUUUGCUUAGUUUGCUCAGAGCAUGAAUUUGAAGAUGCUUGUGAUACCUUUUUUAUUUUUUUUUUAUUUUUUUUGUACUGAUCGGGUUAAUCUGGAUGUUCAGUUGUUUGAUUCUGUGCAUGUUGGUGGCCCAAUGAGCAAUCUGUUUUUCUAGCACCCCUCAUACAGACUAGUUUUGUUCUUUCCACACAUACACAAGAGGUGAUGUGUUUUCCAUCCACAUAUUGCUUUUGUGAUUUGGUUUAUUUAGUUUUGUUACCUCCUGCAUGAAGUUUAAAUGACGUCUGUGUGUUGUGUGUAAUCCUGGACAGUUCAGUGCUUGUGGAGGCAGUAUUUGUGUCCCUCAUGUGAAUAGUAGCAAGCCUUAAAAUGCCUGAAUGUAUCCCAGAGCGUGAGGAUUUAGGUAUUAAGAACUUCAAAGUUGUGGUCUCAGACAGACUAGACUGAUGUUCUUCUCAUCUGGAAGCCCAUGGGAUGGUUCUUUUAAAUAUAAGAUAAGUUCUGGAUUCAAUCCGAACCAGCUGAGAUAUCAAACCUUUAAAGGAUGUAAUGAGUUUAUUUAAUUUUUUAAUUAAUUUAGAUCUGAACACCAUGGGAUACUGUCAGGUGUCUGUGUUGUGCUGGUGUAUUUCUGCAGUUUUUAUUUUCUUCAGUUUGUCUGUCACAUUCCAGCUGUUUUGGAUUUGUAACCAAUAAGAAAGUUUGGAGAUUGUUCUGACUAAAAAAAAAUGAAAAGAACAAACAAAGAAACAAGAUGUAGGCAGAUAUUAUGAAUGUUAAGUGUGCCGUCUUACACUAAUGAAUGCUGCUAUGUGUUGUAAUUUUCUACUUGAAUAUUUUGUUGUAGAGACCUCAUGAGGUAUGUUUACCUUUUUUUUUUUUUUGUUCUUUGCUGUGUUUUUUUUUUUUUUAAUGAAUGCCUUUCUCCGCUGUUCAGGUGCCCAUGUUUCAUAAUAAUAAUAAUAAUAAUAAUAGAGUAAUUCACUGUAAUCCAUUCAGCUGCUAGUGAAUAUCCUUCCUAACGGUCAUAUUUUUGUCACUAUCUCCUCAUAAAAGAAUGUAGAACUUUUUUUUACUUUUUUUUUAAUUAGAGGAGAUAUCCGUUAAUGGACACUUAAAUAAGAUACUUCAUGUGGGGAUAAAACGGAAGUAACUGGCCCUUAUGUAUGUGAACAUUCGUUAUUUCUGAAAUAUAAAUGCAGUAUAUACUGUACCGCCUUGGACGUUUUUCGGGGGUGGGGGUAUAAAUACAGCCAUGAGACUUGGAGAUUGCACAGUAAUGAAUCUAAUGGUUUUACUUUUUUAAUGGUUUUAAUUUUUUUUGUGGUCUUUUAUUUUUGUGAAGUACAAAAUGUAAAAAUCUAAAUGUUGUGUCCCUACCCCAGACUGCACCUGUAUAGCUCUGUGUGGAAAUCAAGAAAAUGUUUUAAUGAAGUCAAACUUGCUCAAAAGCUCCCUUUUCUGGUCCGAGAGCAAUUUAAUUUAUAGUGUUUUUUUCUCCAACUUUUAUUUUAUAAUCUGAUUUUGAAGAAAGAUUAAAAUAUAGAAAGUAAUCAUUUUUAGGGGCCACCAAAUAUUUUGGAUCAUGCAAAGAAUAUAUAUUGUACUGUAGAAAUUUUGUAAUGAUAUUUGUAUGACAUUGUUAUGGAUGUGAGUUUGUUUCACUGCUUGGAUCUGUGCAUUGAUAAGAAUAAACACUUUUCAAAAAUCA
This is a messenger RNA of Cyprinus carpio (common carp), 5809 nucleotides long. Its product is annotated as transportin-1. The record is from RefSeq and is a predicted model, not a curated record. Gene Ontology annotation, biological process: protein import into nucleus. NCBI's taxonomy places the organism in Eukaryota, Metazoa, Chordata, Actinopteri, Cypriniformes, Cyprinidae. Gene Ontology annotation, molecular function: small GTPase binding; nuclear import signal receptor activity. Gene Ontology annotation, cellular component: cytoplasm; nucleus. The transcript is spliced from 24 exons.